Brienomyrus brachyistius is the source of this 2781-nucleotide messenger RNA. RefSeq names its product interferon-induced GTP-binding protein Mx3-like. Gene Ontology annotation, biological process: defense response to virus. Gene Ontology annotation, cellular component: cytoplasm; nucleus; microtubule. Gene Ontology annotation, molecular function: GTPase activity; microtubule binding; GTP binding. The transcript has 15 exons. NCBI's taxonomy places the organism in Eukaryota, Metazoa, Chordata, Actinopteri, Osteoglossiformes, Mormyridae. The record is from RefSeq and is a predicted model, not a curated record. Bases 461 to 2353 code for a protein of 630 amino acids.
UAACAGAAGCAGCAGCCUAAUUAAGCAGCAUGCUGGCCUCAGCAGAGACCAUCAGAACUUUCUCAGAAGCGUCAGCAGUCGGGCAGCAACCGAUUGCUGUAACUGCAAGUGUGGGCACCGUUGCCUUGUGUUGCUCUUUCCAUCGGGUGGCGUAGUAGCGGUCUGCUGCCAGCUGUACCUCCAGGUCCCAGAGGAGGUGGACCACGCUAUCAAGCGCAACAGUGUUUUGGGACGUGGAGUUUAGACAGGAGAAGAAAAAGGAUGAGUACAGAGUAGAUGGGUGGAGCAAGUGAUGGGGCUUUUUGGGAAAUACCGUGACGUGCCCGACAAGCCCCUUUCUAGUUCUUAAAAAGUGACAGCCGUACUGAAGACUGACAGUUUGAUCGAUGAAGGAGUGCCUCCCCAGUCAGCCACAUACAACGAUACGAUUCUGUCACACUCUGCCCAGCUGUUACUUGACAUGGAACCGGGAGAAUUUGAAGGUGCCAGACACGAAACAGCAGGACAACGUCCUAACAUCCUAAACGAGCAGUAUGAGGAGAAAGUACGCCCCUGUAUCGACCUGAUCGACUCUCUGCGCUCACUGGGCGUGGAGCAGGAUUUGGCUCUGCCAGCUAUUGCCGUUAUCGGGGACCAGAGCUCGGGGAAGAGCUCCGUGCUGGAGGCUCUGUCUGGAGUGGCGCUGCCAAGGGGGAGCGGAAUUGUGACACGAUGUCCUCUGGAACUGAAGAUGAAGAAAAUACAAACAGAGGAUGAAUGGUAUGGUAAAAUAAAGUACAAAGAAGUACAAAGGGAAAUUUUGCAACCCUCUGAGGUGGAAAAAUUUAUUCGAGAAGCCCAAGAUCAGAUUGCAGGUGUUGGUGUGGGUAUCUCUCAAGAACUAAUAAGUCUGGAGAUCUCUUCCCCUGAUGUUCCUGACCUCACGCUCAUCGACUUGCCAGGAAUUGCCAGAGUAGCUGUGAAGGGUCAACCUGAGAACAUUGGGGAACAAAUCAAGAACCUGAUAAAGAAGUUCAUCACAAAGCAGGAGACAAUUAAUCUGGUUGUGGUGCCAUGCAAUGUUGACAUAGCAACAACCGAAGCCUUACAAAUGGCGCAAGAAGUGGACCUUCAUGGUGAACGGACGCUAGGUAUCCUGACAAAGCCAGAUCUGGUGGACAAAGGCACAGAAGAGACAGUUGUGCGAAUCAUCCACAAUGAGGUCAUUGACCUUGCAAAGGGCUACAGGAUUGUCAAGUGCAGGGGACAGAAGGAUAUUACAGACAGGGUGUCACUUACUGAAGCACUUGACAAAGAAAAAGCUUUUUUUGAAGGACACAGCCACUUCGGCGUCCUCCUUAAGGAAGGCUAUGCCAGCAUUCCACAUCUGGCUGAGAAGCUGACUCUAGAGCUUGUGCAGCACAUUGAGAAAUCCCUGCCCCAACUAGAAGACCAGAUUGAGAGAAAAAUAGCUGAAAAUGAUGCAGCGCUAAAGAAGUAUGGAGAAGGACCUCCGACAGAUGCUGCAGAUAGGAAGGCCUUUUUGACAAAUAAAUUGACCAAAUUCACACAAGACAUUAUGAACUUGAGCACCGGAGAAGAUCUGAGGAAUGGAAAUCUGUUAUCCACACUGAGAGAAGAGUUUAGAGAUUGGAAGAAAUUCCUUGACUGUUCUGGGUUAAAAUUCAAUAACAGGUUUGAAACAGAAGAGUAUGAAACUAUGUAUCGGGGCAGAGAACUUCCUGGCUUUGUCAACUACAAAACAUUUGAGAUGCUAAUGCAGGAGCAGAUCGAACAGCUGGAGGAGCCUGCAGUAAAGAAGCUUAAAGAAGCUUCAGAUAUAGUGAGGAGAGCAUUUGUAGAACUUUCUCAACAGAGCUUCACUGGAUACCCGAACCUCCUCAAAAUUGCCAAGACUAAAAUUGAAGCCAUAAAGCAGAGCCAAGCAGACACAGCGGAGUCCAUCGUGAGGACUCAGUUCAAAAUGGAGAAGAUAGUGUACACCCAGGACAGACGAUACACUGACAACAUACAGUGUGUCAAGGUGGAAGAGGAGAAGAAGGAGAAUCCUCACUGGCAGGUUUACAGGCGAGAUACUGAGGCCACACUACGAGAUUUGCAGUGGCAUCUCAAAUCAUACUAUCGCAUCACCAGUCAGCGCCUGGCUGACCAGAUCCCACUAGUCAUACGCUACCAGAUCCUGCAGGAGGGAACCUUGCAGCUACAGCGGGAGAUGAUACAGCUACUGCAGGAGAACGACAACGAGGAUCACCUGCUGAAGGAGGAAUUUGACAUCGGCACCAAGAGGAAUAACUUGGUCUCCAGGAUCAGUCGCCUGAAAGAGGCACAGAAAAGAGUGACAUCAUUUAAUUGAAUGAUCUACUGCCAUUUUAGCCCAGAUGUUGGGCUGAUAUGUUGCAUUGUUUGUGCAUUUCGGGGAUUUAUUACUGGAAACUCAAAUGCCAUGUAAUGUUAGAUUACUGUUAAUUCAUUGUUAUUGAUAAUUAAUAAUUUAGGUAAAACUAGCUCAGCGAUGUAGAACUAAAAUGAUAUAUUUACUACAUGUGCUAUUUUAUUUGUGUUUUUUUGUCAGCAAAUGUUCUUCAGUGCAUUUCUGUAUCAUUUUUGGCAUAAACGAUAACUAUUGCAGUAUAAUUAUCGUGAUAUAAUUUCCUUCAAUAUCAGUAUGCCGAAUGCUUGAGAAGUAUACAGCUGCAGCUACCCUUCUCAGGCCCUGCCGCACUUAGGACCCUGCAUGCAAAAAAGAGGAUAAAAUAAAAGAAUAAAAUGAUCGUAACGGUA